Molecule: messenger RNA, 1176 nt
Organism: Sardina pilchardus (European sardine)
Lineage: Eukaryota; Metazoa; Chordata; Actinopteri; Clupeiformes; Clupeidae
Exons: 7
Coding region: 1-1176 (391 amino acids)
Source: RefSeq, a predicted model, not a curated record
AUGGAGGUUCUGGUGUUGCCUGAUUCUGAACUGGACCCUUCAGAUGUACCACCACACACAGAUCUGAUUGGGACCCAGGCUGAUGUGGUGGAUGGUGCUGAUGAUGUUCUUGAGCUGCUAAAGUCUCCAGCAGUUCAUGAGAACAUGGGAGAAGAGGCAUCAUUAGCCCCACAGCAGCUGCAGCCCACUGGGACUCCACACACAGAUCUGAUUGGGACCCAGGCUGAUGUGGUGGAUGGUGCUGAUGAUGUCCUUGAGCUGCUAAAGUCUCCAGCAGUUCAUGAGAACAUGGGAGAAGAGGCAUCAUUAGCCCCACAGCAGCUGCAGCCCACUGGAACUGAAAUGAUCACAGAGACAGAGGGCCAAGAGAAAUGCGAGGAACGUUCUCAGCAGGCUGGUGGAGACAUUGUGGAAAACAAUGUUUGCAAAGACCUUGCAGUUGCUGAGAGCAUCACACCUGAGGUGGAGGAGGUAGCAGAGGCCACACUGAUGUCAUCAGAUGUUCUGCUGUUAACAUCAACCACACAGCCACACACAGAUCUGAUUGGGACCCAGGCUGAUGUGCUGGAUGGCGCUGAUGUCCUUGAGCUGCUAAAGUCUCCAGCAGUUCAUGAGAACAUGGGAGAAGAGGCAUCAUUAGCCCCACAGCAGCUGCAGCCCACUGGAACUAGCAAUAAAAUGAGUGUGGAGACGAAAGCUCAUGAGCUGAAAGUGGAUUCCAGUCAGACCUCACAGCCAUCUCCUAACCAUCAGCAAGUUGAGGUGCAAAACCUGGUGCACUCUGUGGUCAAGGAAUUGUGGGAGAUGCACGACCUUGGAGGAGAAGGUCCAAGGGUUCUAUCUGGAGAGCACAAGCCAGUUCCAUCUGAACUUUUUAUACAAAGUUUAACCUGCGCUCAACAUCUCACGAUGACCACCAGGCGCAAUUACUGCAAGCAUAUCUAUGAACUGUGCUGGGAGAUGCUUUUGGAUAUCUUUCCCGACGAUUCAAAACCCGCUUGGUGCAGGCCAAAACCUAAGUUUGAUAUGAGCAAGAUAAAAUCCUUGCGUGAUGUUCAGGACUACGUAACCAGAAAGGUCUUCAGACUGUGUGGAAUGCCAACUCCAAAACACAUGGAAAAGACACAGUUUCAUAUUGAAAACGAAAUUACGAAGUCUAUAACCUUAUAUUGGUAA